AUGGCGCAAAAUUCACGGAGGGUUCUUAACGACUUAACCAACACCCUGGGCUACCAGGAUGAAUCCUCAUUCAAGUUUUGCGCAACACGAGCGCCGUUCGAGGGCCUCAAGGAGCCGCCAGCUGAGAAGUUUAGGGAGGCAAAACGCAGAGGAGGCUCACAGAAUCAUCCUGGUCGACCCUUCAGAUGGCAAGCUGCAGAAGAGAGGACAUACCAAGCGGAGAAUCACGCGGCUUUCUUUCCAGGGAAGUAUGUCAUGCUGGAGGAGGACGCGGCAGGCAGCCUGGGCUACCUGGGCGGUGGCGGCGGCGUGAAAGUGCGGGUCAAGCAAAUCCGCGGCAAUGACGUCUACGUCGGGUUCAUGGAUGGCAAGGAAGCGUGGGUGGCGUCACAGGAGCUUUUUCCAGCAGAGGAUCCUCGCGCCUCAGAUAGAGCAGAGAUCUUCGCUCCUUACCGAAAGGUGAACAGCUAUGAGAGCGAGCUGUCUGACGGACAGGCUCCAGCCAUGGACAUUCCAAAAGCUGUCCACUUGAACGCUGAUGAG
Symbiodinium pilosum is the source of this 543-nucleotide messenger RNA. The record is from the annotation of a GenBank genome assembly. NCBI's taxonomy places the organism in Eukaryota, Dinophyceae, Suessiales, Symbiodiniaceae.